Molecule: messenger RNA, 1380 nt
Organism: Striga asiatica
Lineage: Eukaryota; Viridiplantae; Streptophyta; Magnoliopsida; Lamiales; Orobanchaceae
Source: the annotation of a GenBank genome assembly
UAUAUUUGUAAUGAAUUAUUAUGAAUCUAAAUUUACAAUGAUCUGUAUACUUUUUUUUCUAUUAAUGUUGUAACAUUAAUUAUUAUUUUUUUAAUUUUAUUAACUUGUCGAACCCGUGUCCAAAUUUGGGUAGGUAUCCCCAUAUCUUAACUUUUAGAAAUAUAAAUACACGAAUACUUCAAUAUGUACCCUUUCCGACACCCGCCACCUAUAUCCGAGUCCAUGUAACAUAGACAAGUACCAGAGGACCAAGUUUCAUUGUGAACUCUCUGCCUCAAGGACGCGGGUGAAGUUUGGGUGCGGCAAAUAUUCUCCCCUUCAAUUGUGCAGUUUCAUACGACUUACUUCUCGAAUUGCAAAAUAUCCAGCCAAAAUCCACCAAAAUACUCCAAUUAAACACCUUUUGUCUCCGAAUGAUCCCUUCAUCUUCCAUCAGUUCACAUGAUGGACCAGCCAAACACCUACUGCUCCAAGCUUGUCCAGAAACAUAGUAUGUAUGAGAUCCUGAGGAAGAUGCAGCCACACGCUGAGUCCCUAAGGGUGGAAACUGCGCUUAAUUCCCAAAACCACAACAUGCCAGCACGCGUAGCUCGAUGUGCUGGUGCAGCUGGUGGGGCCCAGCCACCUCACGAGGAUCCUUCCAAGCUUCCCUUGCAAUGCGAGUCAGCACAGCCAGGUGCUGGCAGAAAACGCAAAGGGCGAGGACCUGCCAGAGGAAUUGAGAUUCUUCGUCGGCUGGUGCAUGGUAAGAUUCGUGUUGAUUUCGAUGAGGAAGGUGGGACUUGGAAAGCCAUAGGCGAUGAUGGGCCACUGUACGACAGUGCUGUUGGGAUAUUGACCCGCUACUAUUGCAAGCCCAUUUAUGAUAGCUGGGCUGAGGUGCCAAUUGAGCAGCGUGUGCAGGUCCUGGAGAGGUUGCUGCGGAAAUCAAAAACGAAUUCAAAGAAUCGCGCAGAGCAUUCGUGGGAGAGCAAGCACGGCCGCAUAUCAUACGCUCAACACCGAUCGAAGAAGGCAAAUUCAUCAAUAAAUAUAUUACAAGCAGCAGCCAGUACCAGUGGCCGUGUAAACGAGCGUGCAAUAAUGGAGGAGACUUUUGGCCGGAGAAGAGGCCACAUGACUGGUGUGGGCCCCAGCCUCUCACGUAGGGCCCCAACUGCAGGCCCACAAGCACCCGUGCUGCUGCCUUGGGGUUUGGACUUGCAGAACGUGAGUCGAGACCAGCUGGUCAGCCUAGUCCAGCACUUGAUUGGGCUGCUAAGGCAGUGGGCCCCCAACGUGCAGAUUCCCCAAGUCUUUCCUGGGCCAUCUGGCGGGUCCAAUUCGCGUAACCCAAACAGGUUCAACGAUGGUGCUGAGGAUUUGGAUUUGAAUGAUUAG